AUGCAUUCAAGUAAGAUAUUGGCACAUCCACCUGAACAGCAGCAACAACAACAACAACCAAUUCCAAUGAUUAUUGGUUCUUCGAAAAAAUCACUACCAUAUUCAAUGAUAUCACAAUAUGAACCUCCAACAGUAGCCUAUAACGAAUCCUUGAAAAACAAUAAAGUUGCGCCACCACAAGUUCAUGAUUCACAAUUAGUCAAUCAAGCAUUCCCAAAUAAUUCCUUUCUAAGUCCAUCAUCAUUAACAUCAACAAAUCCAUUAAUACCAUAUUCUUUUAUAUCACAACAAGAACCACAGCACAACGCAAAUAAAUAUAUCGAUCAAUCGAAAACAAAUAAAAAAAAUUCAAAACAUCAAUCUGCAGUUAGUACAGUUAAUGCAAAUUAUAAUAAUCGAUCACAUGCAUUUUACAAUCAAAGUAGUGAUGGUCCUGAGACAGCAGCCAAAAAUCGACCUAACAAUACUAGAAAUAGCGCACUUCAAAGUGACAUAGAUGAUGAUGAAACAAAACCACAGGGCAAAUGGGGCCAAUGGCUUUCUCAACCAUUAUGUUUAGGUUUGACACGUUUAAGUGGUGGAGUUUUAUUUGGAUCAAUGAUAUUACUUGCUUGUGGAUCAAUAGCUGGUCUUAUUGCGUCGAUUGCUUUAUUUGUUUUAGAUAGUGAGACGAAUAGUCAAUGGAAAAUCUUAGGCAUGGUUAUUUGUUCUAUCAUGUUAAUAACAAUAAUUGCGACAGUACUUAUAUUUAUUUGUUGUUAUAAACAUGGUUAUAUGGAUAAUUCAGAUGAUGAUAUUGAUCCAAUCGAUCCAUUAACAACAUCAGGUUUCAAACAAAAUGAACGACAAAAAGCUGCUGUCAGAACUUAUAAACUUGAUUCAAUAAAUCAUGCAUCAUCGAUUCCAUCUGGUAUACUUCAAAAUGUAUCAACACCAAGUUCCAUGCCUAAACUAUCGUGUAAAGUUCAUGAUAAACAAACAAAUACAGAAACAAGCAUUGCUCCAUUACGUCCAAAAGAUUUUAAUCGUGGUGUAUGGCCAGCAAUCAAUGCCUUUGGUGGAAUAGCAGAUCGUUCAAAAGUUCGACCAAGAAUGAUUUCUCGUGUUGUUCAAGUAUUACCACAUGAAAUUGAAGAAACACUUGAAACUAAACAAGUUAUUAAUAAAAUUGUUGUUCCACCAACAGCAGUAACUCCACCUCCACAAGUUCAGCAACGAAUAAUUUAUAUGCCUGAUGAAAAAACAUCUGUUAUUGAUGCUGUCGAAACAACAACAAAACAACCACGAAUAGCUAGUAUUCGGGAAGUACAAAAACAGAAUAUUGUUGUACAACCAAAACCUCGUGUUGAAACUGCUCAUGUUGAAGAACAACGAACACAUCGUAUUGAAAAUAUUGACAGUAGAGAUGAACAGCCACAUCGUGCUGAACAUGUUGACAGUAGCGAUGAAGAAUCACAUCCUAUUGAACAUAUUGAUACUAAAAAAAAACAAGCACAUCGUAUUGAACAUGUUGAUAGUAAUGAAGAACAGCCACAUCAUGUUGACACGAAGGAAAAACAAACACAUCGUACUGUUCAAAAACCUCAGCAUGAAAUCGUUGAAGAAGUUAAUGAACGAGCAAGAUCAUCAUCAAUAGAAGAAAUUGUUGAUGUACCAAAACAUGGAAAGAAACAUGGAAGAAAGAAAGAUAAAAAGCAAAGUUUUGGAAAAGUUUCUGUUAAACAUGUCAAACCCACCAAUUAA
Molecule: messenger RNA, 1743 nt
Organism: Rotaria sp. Silwood2
Lineage: Eukaryota; Metazoa; Rotifera; Eurotatoria; Philodinida; Philodinidae
Source: the annotation of a GenBank genome assembly